This is a messenger RNA of Maylandia zebra (zebra mbuna), 2438 nucleotides long. The record is from RefSeq and is a predicted model, not a curated record. Lineage: Eukaryota; Metazoa; Chordata; Actinopteri; Cichliformes; Cichlidae.
UUUUUUUAAAUCUCGUGGUCGCUGCGGUGACCUGGGAUAAAGGUGCCCGAGCGGAUGCCUGCUCAGAAAACGCAGGAGACACGUCAACAAAUCUUCCCCCAAAAAAGAAGUCAAGGAGAGUGGACGCCCUGUUGGAGUCCGUGUCUGUGACACAUUCAUGCAUCAGGUCCGGACAGACAUGCAAACAUCGCGUCUGUGUUCGGAAGUCGAUUCCGCGCAGGCCUGGUUCGUCUGAAAGGAGCCCACAGUUUGUUUUAAAGAAGAGGAUAGCCGCUGACAGCAUGGACGAAGUGGAUUAUCUGCAGCAGUACGCCGCUGACAGCCUGCCGUUUGAAGAAAAACCAGAGAUCAAACCGCUCGGACUCCAUCAGCUGCAGGAUGCUGAUAUUAACCGAGCCGAUGAUAUUCAGCAACUUGUGGUGAUCAAAGAAGAGGCUCCAUGGGACCAGCAUUACUCGGAACACCUCUACAUAAAGACAGAGCAGGAGGAACUGCUGGCCAGUCAGGAGGGAGAGCAUCUUAAUGGGUUCGAGGAGACUGAAAUCACCGGGUUUCCAUUCAAUAUUCUAGUAAAGAGUGAAGAUGAUGAAGAGAAACCUCAUUUUUCACAGCUUCAUAAAAGCCAAACUAAAGACUGCACGGCGGCUGAGCCUCCAAGCAGCAGCUUGACUAAAUGGAUUAAGAUAGAAACUUACGGAGAGGACGGUAGAUCACUAGAACUAGCCAGGAAACCUGAUCCCAGUACUCAUUUACAAACAAAUAUUGUUAAAGGGGCUUCUGACUCUUCAGAGACGGAGGUCAGUGAUGAGGAUUGGCAGGGCCCGUUGUCAGAUUCUGGACCUGAAACUGAAGACAGUGAGAAUGGAAAGCUCGAGUCGGGCGUUCCUAGUGAGGCGGGACAUAACACUCCGAAAAAAAACUUUAGCUGCUCUGCGUGCGGUAAACAUUUUGUCUACAAGCAGUCUCUUAAGAGGCACAUCAGACGUAAUUCAGAAAAUGGUUCUUCAGGCUGUUUGGAUAACAUGAAAUGUUUUAAACGGAAGCAAAGCAUAGACUCGCACAUCAAAAUUUACACGGGAGAGAAACCGUUUGGCUGUGGGUUCUGUGGCAAAAGAGUUAAGUACCUGUACAAUCUUAAAUCACACAUGAGGGUCCACACGGGAGAAAAGUUAUUUGGCUGUGACAUUUGUGGAAAAAGGUUUACGCAUCACCAGAAUCUGAAGACUCAUGUGACAAUCCAUUCAGGGGAGAAACCGUUUGUGUGCGAUAUUUGUGGCAAAAGAGCAAGGCAUCAGAAUAAUCUAAAGAUACACAUGAUAGCCCACACAGGAGAAAAACCGUUUGGGUGCGACGACUGCGGUAAAAGAUUUAAACGGAAGACUCAUCUGACGACGCACAUGACCGUCCACACGGCAGAAAAGCCAUUCGGCUGCGACGUGUGUGGCAAAAGAUUUAACCGCAAAUCCCACCUUAGGACGCACAUGAUCGUUCACACUGGGGAGAAACCGUACGGUUGCGAUGUUUGUGGCAAGAAAUUUAACCGAAAAACGCACCUGGAGUCUCACAUCACGGUUCACACAGGAGAGAAACCGUUUGGUUGCGCCAUUUGUGAUCAAGGAUUUACUCAGCAGGGAAGUUUAAAUCGACACAUGAGAUUUCACUUGGGGUAGAAACGUGGUCACAGUCACGGAGUUUGGUCUGAAAGGGUCAAAGUGUCGCUGAAAGCCACAGCAGAGGCUCUGAGAGUUAUUGCUCUCUUCAUCUGUGUCUACAGUUUCGAGACUCUUUUUGUUUUUGUGAUUAAUCUUGACAUUCUUGACAUUUUAUGUUACAAGUUAAGAAUUGUGGCAGCACGGUGGCGCAGCAGUUACCACAGUGCUGCCCCACAGAAAGAUUUGAACCUACUUCCCCUCUGGGGCACCCUGUGUGGAUGCCCUUGGACUUCCUCAGGGUACCCCAGCUUUGUGCCACAGUCAGAGGACAUGCUUGUUAGAUAAAUGGGUAACUCUAAAUUUGCCUUAACUGUGAAUGAGUGUGUAUGGUUGUCUGGACAGGCCCUGUACCCCUCUGUGGGAGCUGUUAGGGCUCCAGCCCCACAACCCUGCACUGGAUUGGCAAGAGCAGUUAAAGUGAUCGGCUGUAAUGACAUCAUUUAUGGAUUCGGUCAUCUCCUGCGUUGGAUGAGGCUCUGGUCUCUUUAUCGUCCUGCAGUGCUUUUUGUUUGUUUGUUUGUUUGUUUUGUAGGUGUCCCAAAACUAUUUACUGGCCAUUCUUGGCCCCUGCUUCAUGAAACACGACUUUAAAUAAAACUUUAAAAAAACCUGUGGCUCACAGUGUCCCGGAGCCCGCAGAAGACUCUCUUUUGAGCUGAUGUAAGACUUCAGUGUGGAGCAUUAACAAGUAUUCUGUUGUUGUGGAUGGUUUGUCUCUUCCUGCCA